Messenger RNA from Chlamydomonas reinhardtii, 4395 nucleotides. RefSeq lists its product as uncharacterized. NCBI's taxonomy places the organism in Eukaryota, Viridiplantae, Chlorophyta, Chlorophyceae, Chlamydomonadales, Chlamydomonadaceae. The transcript is spliced from 4 exons. Gene Ontology annotation, biological process: ceramide biosynthetic process; sphingolipid catabolic process. Gene Ontology annotation, cellular component: cell periphery; membrane; endoplasmic reticulum. The record is from RefSeq and is a predicted model, not a curated record. The coding region runs from base 221 to 3823 and encodes 1200 amino acids. Gene Ontology annotation, molecular function: glycerophospholipase activity.
GUUGAGAGGGCGCGCAGCGACCACGGACCGAAAGGCGAAAUUUGCUCGACCACCACACUAUCAUUUAUCAAGCAAGCAUCGCCAAGCUUCAUUCUACUUGAGAUAAACACCUAUUAUACGUUUGCACGAAUAAUCAGCAGCGUCCCGGCACUGGCAGCGGCGGCACAACGCUGACAGGACCCUAGUCCCUGCCUCUCGCCCGUGCACCCAGCCUUCCACCAUGCAGGCCCCCCCAGCCCGCUCGCUCCUCCCGCGUCCAGACUCCCCGCGCGUUGACCGGUUUGACCGCCCCGAACGCGUUGACCGCGUUGACCUGGAUCCGGGCCUGUGGCGCCACCUGCCCCUGGAGCUGGUGCUGCGCGUGGCGGGCUGCCUCCCCCCCAACGAGGUCGCCUGCUCCGCCCGCCGCCUGUGUACGGCAGCGGCGCAGUACUUCCGUACCGCCACGCGGGUACGGCUGUCCGCGCCUAGCCCACACGCCGACUUCGCGGCGCACUGGGGGCCGCAGCCGCGGCCGCAGACGCGGCUACAAACGCGGCCGCCGGUGCCGACGCAGAUGCAGAUGCAGACGAAGCCAGGAGCGGCGUGUCUGUCAUCCGGAUCCGAUUCAGGCGCCGGGUCUGCAUCCGGAGGUGCUGCUGGGUCCGUGUUGGUGGCGGUGGUGGAGGCGGUGGCGGAGGCGGAGGCAGAGGCAGCGGCGGAGGCGGAGGCGGCGGCGCUGUCCUGCUGGUCUCCGGCCAUGGACGCGCUUACUCUGGGCCGCCGACGCGACCUGCUGAGCCUCACCGCCGCCGCCGGCGACCUGAACAACCUGCGGCUGCUGGCGGCGCCGCCGCCGCCGCCGCCGCCGCCGGCGUCACAGCCGCCGGCGCCGGCGCCACCGGCAGUGGUGACGGCGGCGAUGACGGCGGUGGGGAGGACGGAGUCCCCGGAGCGGCAGGAGCAGCAGCAGCAGCAGCAGCCACAACAGGAGCUCGGGCAGCAGCAGCAGCAGCAACAGCAGCAGCAGCGGCGGCAGCCGGGUGCUACAGCCGCCGCCACAUGCUACAGCCGCCUGCGCUGGCGGCUGGGCGCCGCCGGCUGCAGCCUGCGGCCGGAGGUGGCGGCGGCGGCGGCGGCGGCGGGGCAGCUGGCGGCGCUGCAGGAGCUGGCGGCGCUGGGGUGUCCGCUGGGCGGCGUGGCGGCGGCGGAGGCGGCGGCGCGUGGCGGCUGCCUCGCCACCCUGAAGUGGCUGUGCGGCAGCAGUAGCAGCAGCAGUAGCAGCGGCAGCAGCAGCAGCAGCAGCAGCAGCAGCAGCGGCGGCAGCAGCAGCAAUGGCAGUGGUGGAGGUGGAGAUGGCUGUAGCAGCAGGGAAGCGGCGGCGGCCGACGGCAGUAGCAGCAGGGGUGCCGCCGGCAGCGCUGUGAGUGCGGGUGUGGGUGAAAUGGACGACGUGUCCGGGGCUGCUAGGGCUGCUGGGGCUGGGGCUGGGGCUGGGGCUGUGGCCAACGGCGGCGGCGGCUGCCCGCUUGCCGCGUCGGUGCUGGUGGCGGCGGCGGGGGCGGGUCAGGUGGAGGUGCUGCGGUGGCUGCUGGCGCGCAGCUGUCUAUGGAGCACCGAGGCGGCGGCGGCGGCGGCGCGCGGCGGGCAUGAGCAGGCCUUGGCGCUGCUGAUCAGUGCGCAUCAUGCGGACCCCUUGUCGCGACCCCUAGUGGCGCCGGCAGAAGCAGCAGCAGCGGCAGUAGCAGCACGCGGCGGCGGCGGCGGCCGACGCAUCAGCGGCAGUAGCAGCACACCCUGGGCGCUGCUGGCGGCGGUGGCCUACGGCUGUAGCCUGCACACGCUGCAGCGGGCAAUGGUGCGCGCCGCGGAGGGCGGCAGUAGCGGCAGUAGCGGCCGUCGCGGCGGUGGCGUUGGUGGCGGCGGCGGCCGACGUGGCGGCAGUAGCACCGGGCGUGGCGGCGGCGGCGGCGGCGGGCUGGGAGAACUGCUGCGGCACGGGUACGACAUUGCAGGUGACAUGGAGGGGUCGCAGGAGCUAGAGGCAGCAGACGAGGGGGAUGCUGGCGGCGGCGGCGGCGGCUGGGACCCGGAGGACGAAGAUGGUGGCGGCGGCGGCGGUGGCGGCGGCGGCGUGGAGGCUGAGGUGCUGGCGGCGGCGCUCGCCAGCCCCACGCCCUGCUGGCGGGCCAAGGCGGAGUGGCUGCUAGACGUGUGGGGGCUACUGCUGCUACAGCCGUGGAAAGCGGCGGCGGCGGCGGCACAGGGUGGCGCAGCCGGCGGCGCGGCGGCGGCAGCCCAUGGGCCUGCUGGCGGCGCUGCCGCCGCCGGUGGCGGCGCUGCCGCCGCCGGUGGCGGCGGCAGUGGCGGCGGCGGCGGGGCUGUGGGAGUGGUGCCGCCGCCGCCGGGCGUGUGCCUAAUCGAGCGCCUUCACUUCCUGGCGGCGCGGCGGCUGCGGCCAGGCCUGUCAGUGGCACUGGCGGCGGCGGCUGCGGACGACGCGGCGGCGCUGGCGGCGUGCCUGGCGGCGGGCGUACUGCAGCGCCCGCCGUACCUCACAUCGUACCGCUCGUACCAUCAGUGGUCGUUGUGCCUGCUGGCGGCGGCGGCGUACGGCAGCACGACGGCGUUAUGGGUGCUGUGCGACCCGGGGUCAGUGGCGGCGGUGGCGGCGGUGGCGGCGGGCAACGGUGCGGCUGCUGGUGACAAUGGCGGCGGCUUUGGUGCGGCGGCGGUGCCGCCGCCGCCGGUACCCGCCGCGGAUGCGCAUGCCCUGGUGCUUGUACUGCCUGACCCGUACGAGAUGAUGCGGCGGGCGGCGCUAACCGCCGCCCGCGGCGGCCACGUGGCGGCGGCGCUGUGGCUGGAGGACAGACUGGCGGCGCGCAGCCGCCGCCGCCAGCCAGCCGACCCGCCGCAACAUGGCGGCGGCGCCGCCGCCGCCGCCGCGGUUGCGAUACCCGUGGGUCUGUCGUACUCUGCGGCGGCGUUCGGGUCCGACCUGAUGGAGGCGGCGGCGGAGGCAGGCAGCGUGGAGCUGAUGGCGGCGCUGGCGGCGCGCGGCUGCCAACCGCCAGGCGGUUAUAACGCGGAUGGCGGCGGCGCCGGCGGCGGCGGCGGCGGCGUGAACAGCUGGCGGGCGGAGGUGGCGGCGGUAAUGUCGGGUUGUGUGGCGGCGCUGGACUGGCUGCUGCGAUGGCGGCGGGAGCGGCGCCAGCAGCCGCAGAAGGUGCCGGGGCGCGGCGCGCCGCCGCCAGAGGCGGUAGAAGCAACAGGUGGCGGCGGUGGCGGCUGUAGCUGCCUCGGUUACAUGAUUGAGUUGGCGGCGGUGGGCGGCGACCUGCGCAUGCUGUGGCGGCUGCUGGGGUUGGGCGCUGCUGAGAACUCCCGCUUUCUCCUGCUUCAGGCUGUAGCAAACGACGGCUGCGACCCAGCCAUCCUGUCCUGGCUGCUGCGCCACGGCGGCUGCUGCUACUGCCGCCAGGAGGACUGGGCGGCGGCGCUGCGCAUGGCGGCGGCGCGGCGGCGCGGCGGCGAGGUGUCAGCCGCCGCGCUGACGUGGCUCGAGGCUGCUGCUACAGCCGCCGCAGCAGCAGCAGCCAACGGCGUUUGUGCUGCCGGCGCUGCUACUGCCGGUGCUGCUUGUGGUGGCGAUGGCGGCGGGGCGUGCGGUAGGCAGGAGGGCUGUGGCGGGAGGCAGCACUGCGGCGGCACGGCCGGAGCGGCGUCAGGAGCGGCAGUAGCACCGCCGGCCCUCCUUGUGGCAAGGGUACGGGCGGCGGCUGUAGCUGACGCGGCGGACGCGGCAGUAGCGCGCAGCAGCGGCCUGGCCUCCACCCCUUAGCUGCUGCGGCUUGCUAAGGCAGCCCCGGUGCAGGCCAGCGGUGUCUAGUGGUUGGCUUGGGUUUGCUUGCAUGUGUGAAGUACUACCACUGGGAUACCGCCGUAACGCCAGUGGGAUGUGAAGACAGCGCAUGUAUAGUUCUGCAGCGGUUCGUGCGGGUAGUGCGGGCCACGAUACGUUGGAGGAGGACCCACUAGCUCUCAUAGCUGAGUCCUGAGCCGUUGCUCUGUUUGGGGGUGAGAGAGAACUUGACACGUGUGGCGGCGCAAAUGGGACAGUUGUAAGGCAGGUUGGUGAAGUCCCGCAGGGUGCAGCUAAUUCCCAGACCCCAGAAGAUGGCAAACAAUUUGCAACGGCAGGGCAGGAGUGCGCGGCUGGUGUGUGGCGGUGCAAGGUGGUGCAAGGUGGUUACCGUAUCUGAUGGCUGUGUAGCAGCGGCUGUAGCUGUGGGACUGCUUGCGGAGUUUGUCGAGUUUGCCGUUGCCACUUCACAUGGCCGUUGCGGCGUUACGCAGUUUAAGACCAGGAGUAAGUAGGGGCUGGAGCCUGGAGGCAUGUAACUAUGCCAUAGC